AUGGAAAAUUAUAAAUUCCCUGCUUUAUCUAUAUCUAUAUAAACAGAUACUGAGUCUUCCUAAUCAAGUAAAUAAUUUAGCAGUCCUUUAAAAUCAGAGAAAACUAACUUUUUAGAUUUAGAUAAUCAAAAACAUAUUAAUGAUUCUGCUCAUUAAUCAUAAGUUGAUAUUUCUAUUUAGAAAGAUUGUUAAGAAAAUGUAGCUUAGACAUCAGAAUAAAAAUCUAAUAGCAUUUGUGGAUCAUAAUUAAAAUAAGUUAAAGCAUCUUAAAAUAAAAAGAAAUUAGUAAAAAGAUGUUAAACUACAAUUUUGAUUGGAUAAUCUAUCCAUAAACAUAAUCCUUAAAAAGCUGAAAAAUAUUUCAUUAAAAAAAACAAUUAAAUUAUAGAAACAUCAUUUGAGAAAAUAAAAUUUAAGAGAUCUAAUUUUUCAAGAGUAUUUCUUACAAAUAUAAGAUAACAUUAGAAACCAAUAUAGGUUCGUUAUUUUCGAUCUACAAUAACUAAAGUCUUAAUGAUUGAUUAAGACAUGUUGGCUGCAGAAUUUAUUGUUUUAGCAUUAACAUAAUUCCAAAAUGACGUCAAAUUAGAUCAAUCUUUGUAUGAAUUUCCAAAUUACAGUUUAGCCUAUUAAAUUGAAGGGUAGGAUGAUUAACAAGAUUUAGAUGAAUUUUAAUAUCGACGACCACUCUAAAGAUACAAAAGUUUUGGAUCUCUUGAAGAUAAGAUGAAAUCAAGAAGAGAAAGUUUAAAUGAAAUAGAUUAUGAUUAGAAACCAAUUUCAUAGGCUGAAAUUUCAUUAUUAGCAGAUGAUAUCGAUGACAAAAUUAUUUAAAUUGAUUUAGAAUCACCAAUGAGAUAUUAUAAAUCUGUUGAUAUUGUACCAAUAUUAGAUUCAAAAUAAUUAGAUAUUAGUUUGUAAAUGGUUAAAAUCUUGCAUUAAUAACUUCCAAAUCAUAUUCUUAUUCUUAUUGAAGAACCUAUAAGUUAAGGUAGAUUUCAUAUUCAAAUUCGACCAAAUUAAUUAAUUGAAGAAUUAUUUAUAGAAUUAAGCAAAAAAGUAAAUAAGAAAUACAGAAUCACUGAUUAUAAUUUAAUAUUAAAAUAUCCAUGUAUUCAUAUGAGUAAGGAACCAAUUAAUAUAAAGAUACCUAUCAGUAAGUUACCAAUACAUUAUUUAAUACUCACUUAAAAAUUUCAAAAUGAACCCAUUCGUUCAUUACGAUAAUUCACAGAUAGUUUUACACUAAAUAUCAAUAAAGAUACAAUUUUCUCAAAAAGUGCAAAUAAGUCUUAUAGAUUUUUGUAAGAUGAGGGUAAAUCCUCUGAAUAUACAGAUAAAGUUCGAAACUUAUAUUCUUAUUAAGAAUAUGAAUUAUAAAAAAUUGAUAAAUAAUAUAGAAAUAAUGUGAUUUUGGGAAUUGAUUAUUUCGAUUUGUAUUAUACUUACACAUAAGAGAGACAAAGAUCAUUCACUUUAGGAAAGUUUUGUAAAUCACUUUCAUAAAUUUUGAUCGAAGAGCCAAUUAUAUAAAAAGAUUAUAGGAGAUUGCCUUUAAAUAAAAUAUAAAAAAUAGAAUUGACAAAAGAUUAUUAACUGAUAAUAGUUUAUGAGAAAAGUCAAAAUUACAAAAAAUAGCUUCAUUUUGGAAUAGAUUUAAAUUAAGAGAAAUCAAAAAUUGAUAUUCAACAAAAAACUAUCAUAAAUGCAUAUAGUAAAUUAGAAUAUUUAGUGGAUUUAUAUAUAAAAUAUAUAUAACAAUUAUGA
This is a messenger RNA of Paramecium pentaurelia, 1767 nucleotides long. The record is from the annotation of a GenBank genome assembly. NCBI's taxonomy places the organism in Eukaryota, Ciliophora, Oligohymenophorea, Peniculida, Parameciidae.